AUGCCAACUCUCAAGCAGCUCACUUGCCAUGUUGAAUGGGCGCCAACAAAUAUUCCCUUCAAAGAAUAUGGCGUGUCCUACGGCGAUGGUGUGGUGGAGACUUAUAUCGCUGUUCCUUCUGUUUCAACCCCGUUUUCCAUCAAUCUGAAAUCCAGCGGAUACAUUGCUCCAGGUCUCGCGAUGUUUGUCUUCAUUGAUGGCGUUUAUCAGUGUAAUAGAAAUAGGGACAACAUUGUUGUGGACGAAGCCUCUAGUACAGCAAAGGAAAAGUCAACAAGAAAGGGGGUAGAAUUUCGUGUGAGACAGAAAGAAGAACUACGUGCCGAUGGAAGAUGCGCUGGCCGACCAUGGAGAUUUGAGCCGUUGCAAAUAAUUCCGACAGUACCUGGCAUGCCAGAAAUUGGGCCUAAAAGCCACUUCGACCAUCUUGGAGAUAUUACAGUCGUUGUCCUUCGCUGUAAGCCACGUAAUGGACAACCAGCUAAUGUAUCGGAUGGUUCUCGCACACCAGACUCAGCCAUGGCUCCAAGUCUUGACUUCAAGGAUAUCGCCGCCGCGCUGAGUGACGAGGAAUUUGAAAUUGCAAAAGCAAAAUAUAACAAAAUGGAGCCUUCUCUCCGGCCAGAAACAAAACCAGAGCCAGUUAAUUUGUUGGGGGAUUUUGGCAUGCUUUUUGAUGGUGCAAAUGAUAGAUAUUAUGUUCCGACUAGGUCUCGACAUGGCGGGCACCAUGGUCAUCAGGGGUCAACUGGCAUACGUCGCAGGCAUCGACAUGAAGAGGAUAGUGAAUACGGCACGGACUAUGACUGUUCACAUCAUGGAAGGCGAAAUAUAGAACAUCCUGCUGGUCAUCGCACAAGCUCUAGGGCUCGUACAAACCGUCAACACCACGAGAUGGGAUUCAACACAGAUCAAUCGGAAAUUAACAUGGGCUGUUCUGCCUGUGCUGGGCAAGAAGCUGCCACGGCACGACAGGGAUCACAAGAAUGGUACCAUGGCAAUCAAUAUAAACGGCACCAUCAAGAGCACAGAGGGAGAUCUAACAGUCACUCUUCCGAACGUCACCAUUACCAACACGAGAAUAAACCAACGACGGAAAGGCAAAGAUAUCGUUAUUACUACCGGGUCAAGCCGCAAAGCUGUGAUGCGAUAAGCGACUUUGACAAAGAAGAACACGAAUGCAGUUGUCCAGAAUGUAGUCCUCAAAAUAUAGAUCGACCGGCAGCCCACGGUGCAAGCAUUGGCACAAACUGUGGCCAAGGAUACUGUCAAAAUCAUGAUGUCUCUGGAGUGCAAACGCAAUACCAAAGUUGCCAGCAUACCCAUACACCCAGGCCAUCUAUUUCCUUCUCAAACCAUUCAGGUAAACCAUCGGCUGAUCCUCACCACUUAUCUGAUGGUAGAAUUUCCGCAAAACGAAAUGCUGUCCAUGCCGUUGGUCAUGGCAACCUGUCUAAUGAUGCUCAGAAAGAGCAAACAUUAGACGUGUGGGGUAGAAAAAGCUCGGGCGAAAAGAUUAUAUACGGUACAACACAAACAUCACACCAGGGAGUUCCGUCGAUUGUAUUGAACGUUAAUACGCCGCAGUGUGGUGGGGGUGAGCAUUCGUCUUGCAAGGUUUGCAGCACGGGCUCUAAUGACUCAGACACUGCGGAUAAUGGGUGUUACCUGAUAUCCAACGGUAAAAAGGUACCACAUCACUGCAGAGGGCCGAGGACUCGAGCGCCCUAUUGCCAGUCCCAGACAGGAGACCAAAAUCACCAUUCAAAGAGGGAGGCAUCAAAGAACGGAGAGCAUAACAAUUGCUGCGGCAACUCAAACAACCAUUCAACUAACAGUAUCCGGCAUAGGUCCGGCUCUGGAGGCACAAAAUAUGGGCAUACUGAACCGAGGUGGGAUGGGCUGAAUCGAUCUCGUGGCGGGUCAGCGAGUGGUAUAAACCCUGACGGAGACUGGAAUCAAGAUGACCCAGACAAUUCAAAUUGGGAAAACAAUGAUAACAGUCAGUCAACAAGCAGAUCUCAAGAUAAUUGGACCGAGACUCGCAACAAUGGUGAAACUGGGGUCACAAAUGAACCGAACUGGAAUAGCAACGAGGCCGAAAAUGUCAAUAGUAACAACAAUGAUUGGCAGCAGGAGGAUUGGGGCAAUGAAAAUGACACUAAUACCCAUCGAUGGGACUCUAUCAAUGUUAAGGACACAAACAACGAAACGAACCAAAAUGAUUCAAUGCAAAACAAUAACAAUAACACCGGGAGUAGUUGGGAAACUGACAACGAAAACAGCAAGUCAGAAACCCAGCAACAUGACUGGGGAAAUGUUAACAGUAACGAUAAUUGUGGCACUGGUGAUCAAAACAAUCAAGAUAAUCAAUGGCGAUCGGGCAAUUCGAUAGAUGAAAGCAAAAGUAUUGAAAAUGCUAAUGGUGACACCAAUGCACAGCCAGAAUCCCAAGCAGUACCAAUAUCAGCAUUCCAGCAGCCGUAUUGGGUACCUCUCCAGCAUUUUCAAGUUGUUACACCAGCCCAACAACCCACUUUUGUAUCUCAGGCGUAUCUUGACCCACAAAAUGCCGAGCCCGCAUUAUACACCGUGCCGGAAUCUGUUGUCAAAGAAAAAUCGCUGUCUCACCAAGUCCAAGUGGGACGAGCAGAAGGAUAUUUGCAUAAAAUGCGGGCCCCUUGGUACUUAGAUACCAUGGAGGAGCCGUACGCCAAGUUUGUGUUUAAGUAUAGAAUGGAAGAAACCAUUGAACAAAAGUUCAAUGUAAAGAUAGAACAGGAUCUGGAUGUUAUACGAAAGAAGCUAGAAAUGCUUCCCAAGUCGGAAAUCGUAGAUCAGCUUCUCCACGUGCAGACGGGACAAACCCGGGUAAGUCCAGCUGUGACUACUCUCCCCGAACCAGCGGGUUCGGGAACAACACACUAUGGCAGCGUAUUAGGAAAUUCGGGGAACCUUCAUACAUACCCUCCAAUGACUCAUCUCGCAUCCCCUCCGCCAUCUCAAGUGUCGACUACCGCGGGGGUUAGCAUGCCAACCGAAUCACCUAAUAUCGAUGGAGCCAAUGGAAAUACCAGUACGACCCAACUUCCGUUACAUGGAGUUUUAAUAUAUGGCCGUGCACCCCCUAGUAGUAACGUAGUACAGGUGGUUCCGGUGAAAACCAAGACAACCAAUGGCGGUAACGGGCAGUCCAAACAGACAAAAAACGCAAAAAGUGAGACUAGCAACGGGGGAAAUGGCAGUUCUCAACACAAUACAGGAGCUUCAGGAGAUCCCUUUCGAAGGAAGCAUUCGCAAGAAAACAGUCGGAGUGUCGAAGAUCCACCAAGAGGCGCUGGAGAUCCAUUUCGCAGCCGCAACUCCGGAAAUUCUCAAAAUAACAAUAGUGCUCGCAAUGACGAAAACCGCAUUGAACGUCAAAAUUCCGGGAGCCGUCCUGGAGGAGGAGACCCAUUCAGAAGCCAGCAUUCUGGCAACGGGGGUAGUGGUGAUCAGUCUAGCAGCAGGUCGCAUUGGAAUGCAGCUCAAAGUACUAAUGUCUCUGCUAGAAAACAAAGCACACCAAACUGGAAGGAUAGAGAAACAGCUGGUGUCGAUUGCAUACCUACCCCAGGCCACCAGUCUCUCCGCGACAAUGCUUCCACUUCAGCAGCAGAGAAACGCUGCAAGCUGGUUCUUGGGACGUCAUUUAUUAGCACUUCUAUAUAUACUACACUACACCUUAAUAUUCCUGCCCCCUAUGCAUUCCUCAUAUCAUCCGGCUUGACCCAUGCUGAAAGCAUCCAGUUGCCCCAACUAAUUAUCUCUAUGGAUUCUAGCAACGCACCCCCUACCCAGAAAUCUACCCUAGAGCCUGGUGCUUUAUAUGUCCAAAAGCUGCCGUCUGGCCGACCUGCAUUUGUCCGCAAGCCCGUUAAAAUUGCCUCUGCAAAGGAUUUGAUUGCCAAAGCCUUGCUACAUUCAGGCACCAUGUCUCACCUUUUGUCUCGCCCAGGAAAAUACUACCCAUUUCCAGUGCCAGAAGCAGAUCGAUUUAAUGUCGUUUCUCCGUCAACCAUACCCAGUACAUCAUUCCAUGAAAGGGGGUUCCCAAAUCAUGCACUAUCAACAGAAUCAAGACAUAGAUGUGGUGAGCAACACAUAAAUCGUAUGGUGUAUAUGCCACCACAGCCUGCAAACUUUAUUGGAAGCCAUACUCAUCUCCCAAGUCAGUUUGAUAGGGAUACGGGAAACUUCCGCCCAUCGGGAUCAGGAGAACGACGAAAUGACGAGGAAUAUAGGAGUCGAGAUCGACAGAGGCGACCCUACGAUGAUAAUAGUCCUUGCUGUCAUGAGCGGCAUCUACGUCAUAGCCAUAGUCGAAAUCCUCGAGUUCAUUUUACCGAUGAUGACGAAUCUGACCCUAGGUACGAGACCCAUUCUUCACAAUUGUAG
Molecule: messenger RNA, 4437 nt
Organism: Ophidiomyces ophidiicola
Lineage: Eukaryota; Fungi; Ascomycota; Eurotiomycetes; Onygenales; Onygenaceae
Exons: 8
Coding region: 1-4437 (1478 amino acids)
Source: RefSeq, a predicted model, not a curated record